AUGCCACCAAAGGUAGACGCUACGUCCACAGAAGCAAGAUACGGUAAGAACUAGUUAGUCUUUCUCAAAUCUGUUGGUGGUGAAGUCGGAGCUGCAGCAUCUCUCGCCCCUAAAGUAGGGCCUCUUGGUCUUUCCCCAAAGAAAAUCGGUGAUGAUAUCAAGGCUGCAACUGAAGCUUGGAAAGGAAUCAAGGUUAUGGUCAAGCUUACCAUUAUUAAUAGACAAGCCACCGUUGAAGUCGUCCCUUCUGCUUCCGCUUUGGUGAUUAAAGAGCUUGCAGAACCUCCUAGAGAUAGAAAAAAGACCAAAAACAUCAAACACAAUGGAAAUCUCAGCUGGGACCAAAUCAGAAAUAUCGCAAAAAUCAUGAGACCAAGAAGCGGGGCUAAGACCUUUGAAGGAACACUCAGAGAAAUUGUAGGGACCUGCGUAUCUGUCGGCUGCACAGUUGAGAAGAAGACUCCUAAAGAAAUCAUUCAGAUGAUUGAAGGUGGAGAACUAAACGUUAGUGAGCCUUAA
Molecule: messenger RNA, 519 nt
Organism: Blepharisma stoltei
Lineage: Eukaryota; Ciliophora; Heterotrichea; Heterotrichida; Blepharismidae
Source: the annotation of a GenBank genome assembly